AUGGAUGGCGGUGUUCUUUACGACAUUGGCAAUUGGAUCCACACAUCCCUCACACCUGAAUUUGAUUUGGAUACAUCCAAGAAAGAAAAGUCCGGCCUCUUCGUCGAAGACUUGGACCUGAUCCUCCACUAUCACUUUGUCCGCGACGAAGAACUCUAUACACACGAAAGAUUGCGUGUUCAACUCGCACUGAUCCUCAUAAUCGCUGGCGCCACCGCCACAAGGCCAGAUGCGCUGAUUGGUAAAGUGCUGUACAAGCACAUCGAGUUCCAGCUCUUUCCUCCCGCUGCCGAAGGGCAGCGUCCACGCCUUGGACUGAUGUGGAACUUGGAACACGUCAAAAGAUCUGCCGGGGCACCAGAGAAAAAAGUGUUUGGCUUUCACGAAGAAGACACACUCCUGCAUGAUCCAGUACUUCAUACAUUAGCAUUGGCGUUUGCCGAUGACGCGUUUCUGAAUGGGUUCUCUGGGCCCGAACAGAUUUACGAUCUAGCCGUUCCGCUGCAGUCGGACCGGCUGCGGCUUUUGUGGAAGAAAGAUUGGGCCGAGCGUCCAAUAUUCCGCACCACGGAAGGUCUUCAUAUGGCUAUUGACAAAGCCCUCACGUACUGCAAAACUCGCGGGCAUUUGAUACGACUCGGUCGAGCACUGGGGUAUGCGAAGAAGCUUGAGUUUUACGACCUUCGUCGUGGCUCUGGAAAGAAGUUGAAUGGUAUGACCACGCCGCAGAGUAGUGGGAAUCCUACUGACAGCAUGCAGAGGCGCUCACUCCAGAGGAGCGGAAUAAGUCCAUGGGGCACCGGCUGGGGGACUCGUCCACUUACCCGUUUACAGCGCCAUGGCGAUGCCCCGACAAGACUGACUGACGAUCAGAAACUGGAAAUUCAAGAUGACCCCAAACUAGCGAGGUACCUCCAGAAACGGGGAAGAGCUAUGGAAAAUUUCAAAUUGGAAGGCUAUCGUUCGUACGCAGCUGCAAAAGACACUGCCGCCGGAAGAAAGUACAGCAUCUAUCGAAAAAAGGCCGAAAGCCUGAGGAAAACAUUGACAGCCCGCCGCCUAGACCGUGCGAUUAGGGAGUUCCAUGAUACCAUUCAUGCCAAGGAGGUUGACCGACAGAUUCAGGGAACGAAGCCGGAUGCGGAGCUGUUGGCACUCUCGGAGACCGAAUACGAGCUUCGGGAAAGAGCCGAAGUAGCGCGCCUAUUCUCCCAAGCCGCAGAUGUGUCGAACAGAGAAGAGCUCCAUCAACUACGACUCAAACUCAUUGUGGCACUCUCUGAUCUUGGCAAACGGCGUGAGAGCCCGUGUCGUCGCCAAGCACGACAAAGUGCAUCUGGGACUACUUCAAGGUCGGCAAAGAUCUCCGUUGAUGAUCGUUCCAAACCUGUUUUGCGAACUUCGUCGAAGUCAACAAUCAGUAUCUCCAAAGUCCCAAAACAUUCGACAAGAUUCAAACCUCUGGACCAGCAGCAGGAUCUGCACUGGAUGCCAGUCGGUGCUAGGGACCGCGGAACACUUCACAAGUCAUACCGCAAGGGAGCACAGGGUCUUUCUGCCAUCAUCAGUUGUUCUAGGGUAGCCUCGACGAAGGAGAACUAUCUAGGGCUUGUUCAAGUCUAUGAGAUGUUGUCGAUAAGAUCCGAGGCUUUGUGA
Messenger RNA from Verticillium dahliae VdLs.17, 1656 nucleotides. RefSeq lists its product as uncharacterized. NCBI's taxonomy places the organism in Eukaryota, Fungi, Ascomycota, Sordariomycetes, Glomerellales, Plectosphaerellaceae. The transcript is spliced from 5 exons. Bases 1 to 1656 code for a protein of 551 amino acids. The record is from RefSeq and is a predicted model, not a curated record.